AUGUCUUCUUCUUCCUUCACGAGUCUUCACAUCACCGCUUUAGACGCGAUAGUGAAUGUGAACUCGCUCUUUACUCUCGCUGUCUUCAUAGGCCUAACAUGGAACCCUAACGAUCCGCAGAAUAGUCUCAACUCCGAUCCGGCGUGCGCUCCCACUGCCGCCAUCGCCGAAAAUCUCGUCGCCUUUCACGUCUACUCCUUCAGCUCCUUCCUCUUCUCCAGCCUCGUCGCCCUCGCGCUCAAGCAGGCCAUCCGCCUCUCUCGCACCACUUCCUUCCACUACCCCGCCGUCGUCGAACACCUCGUCGCGCAUGUCAACCGCAGCGCCCUCCGCAUCGGAAUGCUCGUCUCCGCCGUCGGAUCCGUCUCCGGAUGCGCCUUCCUAAUGCUCGCGCUCGUCAACGUCGCGCAGAUCAAGCUUGGAACGCUCGCCUGCGGAAGCUCGCACACCUACGCCGCCGUCGUUCCUCUUCUCAUCUUCGUCCCCAUCGCGCUCCUCAUCUAUGUAUCGCUCGUUCUCUACGCUUUUACUCGCUAG
This is a messenger RNA of Sphenostylis stenocarpa, 537 nucleotides long. NCBI's taxonomy places the organism in Eukaryota, Viridiplantae, Streptophyta, Magnoliopsida, Fabales, Fabaceae. The record is from the annotation of a GenBank genome assembly.